Anolis carolinensis (green anole) is the source of this 5296-nucleotide messenger RNA. It is a transcript of the gene ppp6r2, whose product is annotated as protein phosphatase 6 regulatory subunit 2. The coding region runs from base 298 to 3153 and encodes 951 amino acids. The transcript is spliced from 24 exons. The record is from RefSeq and is a predicted model, not a curated record. Gene Ontology annotation, cellular component: nucleus; cytosol. NCBI's taxonomy places the organism in Eukaryota, Metazoa, Chordata, Lepidosauria, Squamata, Anolidae. Gene Ontology annotation, molecular function: protein phosphatase regulator activity; protein phosphatase binding.
GGAAGCCGGGAUCUCCGCCCCUUCCGCUUCCGCGGCUCGCCGCUUCCGCUUCCGGCUGCGCUCCUUGAGGCGGCCAUUUUGGAGCCGGAGCCGCAAAGAAGGGAAGCGGAGGAGGAGGCGGGCGGCGGCGGCGGCGAGGCCUCCGGAAAGGGCUGGAAAGAAACAGAGUUAAAUGGAAGUAGUUCCCAAGGCCAGGUCCUCUGGGGCGGCAGGAAGGCCAAGGGACAGCUGGCUGUGGCGAGGGCCUCGCUCCUGAAACGGCGGCGUCUGCGCAGGAGGUAGCAGGGCGCCCUCACCAUGUUCUGGAAAUUUGACUUGAAUGCCACGUCGCACGUUGACAAGCUGCUGGAGAAGGAGGAUGUGACUCUGCAGGAGCUGAUGGACGAAGAUGACCUCCUCCAGGAGUGCAAGGCGCAGAACCGGAAGCUGGUGGACUUCCUCUGCCAGCCAAGCUGCAUGGAGGAGCUGGUCCGCCUCAUCACCCAGGAGCCCCCCCUGGACAUGGACGAGAAGGUCCGCUUCAAGUACCCCAAUACGGCCUGCGAGCUGCUGACCUCCGACGUGCCACAGAUCAAUGACAGGCUUGGAGGAGAUGAGGCCCUGCUGAGCGUCCUCUACGAUUUUCUCGACCACGAGCCGCCCCUGAACCCGUUGCUGGCCAGUUUCUUCAGCAAGACCAUCGGCAACCUCAUAGCCAGGAAGACAGAGCAGGUGAUUGCAUUUUUGAGGAAGAAGGAGCACUUUAUCGACCUGGUCCUGAAGCACAUCAACACGUCAGCCAUGAUGGACCUGCUCCUGCGACUCAUCAGCUGCGUGGAGCCGUCCCAGCUGCGCCAGGAAGUCCUGAACUGGCUGAAUGACGCAAAGGUUAUCCAGAGACUUGUGGGCCUGAUCCACCCCAGCCAGGAUGAGGACCGGCAAUCUAAUGCUUCCCAAACUCUGUGCGACGUCAUCCGGCUGAGCAGAGACCAGGGCAGCCAGCUCCAGGAGCCCCCCGAGGCCGACCCCCUCCUGGCAGUGCUGGAAUCGCAGGAAUGCGUGGAGCAGCUCCUGAAGAACAUGUUUGAUGGCGAGCGCACGGAGAGCUGCAUCGUGAGUGGCACCCAGGCCCUCCUGACCCUCCUGGAGCCCAGGCGCGCGGGCGUGGAGGGGCUGGUGGACUCCUUCUCCCAGGGGGGCGAGAGGCCUUACACCAUCAGUGGCAGCGUCCUGUCUGGCAUCGAGCCCCGGCUGAGCGACUUCCAUGAGCUGCUGCUCCACCCGCCCAAGGCAGCCCCCAUCCUGACCACCAUCGGGGUCUUGGAGGAGCCACUGGGGAACGCCCGCCUCCACGGGGCCCGCCUAGUUGCGGCGCUUCUGCACACCAACACGCCCAGCAUCAACCAGGAGCUCUGCCGCCUCAACACCAUGGACCUGUUGCUGGACCUGUUUUUUAAAUACACUUGGAAUAACUUCCUGCACUUCCAAGUGGAGCUGUGCAUCGCCGCCAUCCUGGCCCUCUCCUCCUCAUCCUCCUCCUCGGUGCACGAGAACCAGCCCCCCCCAAGUGACGCAGAGAGGAAGGACGUGGCGGAGGGCGGCCUGGCCUCAGGGGAGGCGCCCAAGAACGGACGCCCCGAGAACAUCAUGCUCACACACCUGUUCCAGAAGUGCUGCCUGGUGCAGAGGAUUCUGGAUGCCUGGGAGACCAACGACCGGAUACAGGCAGAAGGGGGGAUGAGGCGCGGCAACAUGGGGCACCUGACACGCAUCGCCAACGCCGUUGUGCAGAACGUGGACAAAGGCCCCGUGCAGGCCCAGAUCAGCGAGUUCAUCAAAGGGCUCCCUGAGGAUUGCAGAGGGCGCUGGGAGAGCUUUGUGGAGGAGACGCUGACCGAAGCCAACCGGAGGAACACCGUGGACUUGGUGAGCACCCACCACCUGCACUCCUCCAGCGAAGACGAGGAUGCGGAAGCUGCCUUCUCCAAUGAGCUCUCGCUCCAGCAGGCCUUCUCAGAGUAUCAGAUCCAGCAGAUGACGGCCAAUUUUGUGGACCAGUUUGGCUUCAAUGAUGAGGAGUUUGCAGAACCAGAUGACAAUAUCAACGCUCCUUUUGACAGGAUUGCAGAGAUUAACUUCAACAUCGAUGCCGAUGAUGACAGCCCCAACGCGCCCCUCUUUGAAGCCUGCUGCAGCGAGCGCAUCCAGCAGUUUGAUGACAACGAGGAAGAGGAAGACAUCUGGGAAGAGAAGGAACGGAGCUACGCGGCCCGAGUCAAAUCCCGGACACGGUUUGGGCCGUCUCGCUCCUCGGAGGGAUCGUCCAGGAGUGACCUCGAGAACGGAGGGCCCGGCGGCAGCGGCAGCAGCCCCGAGUCCGGCGGAGAGGAGUCCCCGCGCCCGGCCCCCCAUCCCCUGGGCGGAAGCAGCGACCCCCCUGAAGGGGAGGAGGGGGAGAAGAGGGCAGGCCCCGACCCUGAAGGGUCUGCCUGGACGGCGGUGUUCGAACCGGUCAGCUCGACACCCCCCGCCUCCUCCUGCGUGGCCAUGGACGUGGGCUCCAGCGUGUGGGAUGCAGCCGCCCUGGACUCCAAGGCCCCCGAGGAGAGGGGCUGGGCCAAGUUCACGGAUUUCCAGCCCUUCUGCUGUUCGGAGGCCGGACCCCGGUGCAGUUCCCCCAUGGAGGCGGAGGGCAGCAGGAACUCUGAGGGAGGCCUGGCGCCCACCCAGGAGAAGGCCCCUCCUGGGGCCGCCCCCUCCCCUUGCGCCUGGAACGUCUGUGUGGCACGGAAGGCGCCCCUGGUGGCCUCAGACAGCAGCUCCUCCGGGGGCUCCGAGAGCGAGGAGGAGGAGGAGAGAGCAGGCGCCGUCCCCACAGAGACCCUGGCCACAGGCCCGGAAGCGCUCAAGGCGCCUGCAGAGGAGGCCAAGAGCGACGAGGAGGCUGUGCUCGCCAGCAACAGCAGCAGCAGAAGCAGUGCUUUGGUGGCCGUGGAGAAGGCGACCAAUGCCCUGGAGAACGCACCAUCUGCGGCUCCAGGCGACAGCGCUGCCCCGUCGCAGAGAAGCCCCCCCAGUUCUGCCGCCACUGCCGCCCCCUCCUCGGAAGCCAAGAGGGGCAGGAAGGAGGAGCUGCUGCCCGGAGGGGAGACCAUCCUGAACGGCCCGGCCUGAGGGAGGGGGGGAGGGGGCUGGGGGCAGGAGGGCGGUCCCGCCUGGGCGGCCACCCACAUCCAGCGGCCCUCCCUCCCUCCCUCGCAGUCGGACUGAUUCUGUGAAUGCCGCUCGGCUGGAGUGCGCUGGCGAUGCCUGAGGCAGGCGGAGGGAGGCCCGUCUCUUGGCCCGGCUGCUGCUGCUGCGGGGUCCCUCUUCACGGUGGUGGUGGCAGGGAAAAGGUCGUCUUGACCCAUGUCCUCCAGCCGCCCUCCCUCCCUCCCUCCCUGGCGGAGGCCGCUUGGCCGCCCGCCCCCCACUGCCUGUCUGCCUGGACGUGUGACCGCUUCCUGCUCCCCUUGGCUCGACGUGGGCAGGGGUCCCGCGCCCCGUUUGGCCUUCUUGCACCUUGGACUCAGCCUGUCUUUGGGGGGAGAGAGGGGUCACCCCACCUGGACGCUGCAGCUGAGCGAGUCCUUGCGGCACUUGGACACUUGUUUGUGUUGUGUAGCAAUAAUGCCUUUCCGGGACAUUGGCUGGAGAGAUGGGAUGGGGGGGGGGCUGGAAAAGGAGGGGCCGGGCCUCCGUCUGUGCCCUCCUGCUCUUUCAGGGAAGGGAGGGAGGGAGGACCCAGGCACACAGCCCUGCCGCCCUCUUUCUGCUAUUGGGAGGGGGGGGGUCCCCUGAGGCUCUCCUGUUCCUUUGGGGGGGGAGGGUGACUUGUGAUCUCGCUUUGGUUUUAGGGAAUAUUUUUAGCAGAUGCAGCACUGCAACACUUUGCACUUUGUGGCCUCUUCCCAGAGGGAGGUCUCUUGCCUGGAGGGGGAGGCAGUGCUUGGGACCACCUUGGGGGGGGGGGGCUGCCUUCGUUUGUCUGGGCUCUGCCUGCUCACCGCAUGACCUGGAGGCUCCUGAGUGGGAUUUCUUUGGGGGGGGGGGGUGUUCCACUCUACCAAUGCACAGUCGCCUUGCAUUUGGCUUUUGGAAUGGCCUCCCCCCCCCCCUUGAAGGGGCUCAGGGCAGGGCCACGGCCACGGCUCCUCUGCAGGGCAAAUGUCUCCCAUGAGGCCUGAGGGGGGAGGACUGCCCCCCGCCCUGCAUGUGUUGUGCCCCCCCCCAAAAGAAUUGCUGGUUUGUCCUUCUUCCUGGCCUGGCGCCCUUUUGCCCUGGGAGAGCCAAGUGGUGGGGGUCUCCUGCCAGUCGCCCUUUGGGCCUCUGACGCAGGGCUGCCCCCCCCUUCGCUCCCUCCCUCCCAAGAGACGGGCGUUGGGUGGCAACCAAAUACGUAGGUGGAGGCUGGAGGUCCCUCUCCCCACCUUGGGCUGAGGCCAGAGCCCUUCCUUCCAGCUGCCCCUUGAGGGAGCCUGGCCGCAUGGCUGCCCUGGGGCCAAAUUCAAGGCCCAGAGGAGUGGGUGGCCCAUGCUGCUGGGUGAGUGGCCCUAGGCCCCUUCUGAUGCUCUGGAGCAGGGACGGCCCGCCUCAUGGAUGGGGGGGGGGGGUCCGCUGGCCCCUCCUGUGCUCCCCAGUCAGUGUCCUUGGUCUGUGCUGGGAUUCUGCUGGGAAGUGCCUGCCUGAUUGCCCUUGGCUGGCAACGGCCCGUGUCCUGCAGGAAAGCGCCUUGCACACUUCAUUUGGCCCUUAUUCCUGUCCAUGUCUUCUCAGCUUUAGGGCAAAACCUCCUUCCAGUGGGCGGCGGGUCCAGAGGCAGCCCGAGCGAGUGAGUGGCCGGCAAGGGCUCUGGGAAGACAUUGGCGGGGGGGGGGGUACGGGUGGGGUCAAGGGUCAGCCAAGUCGCUCUGCAGCCUGUGUGGGCCGGACUGGCCCCCACCAGUGUUAGUUGCCAGACUCCUGCAAGUGGGGGGGGGGUUUCCUGGAGGUGUUUAAGGAGGGGCAGGGUGGCCGUCGGGAGAGCUGUGUGUCUUCCUGCCGGGCAGAAGGGCUGGGUGGACCAGAGGGCCCUGGGGGUCUCUUCCAACCCUAGGGGACCCCUUGGCACCCCCCUCCCCCUGCCCCCCCCACCCCCGUAAACCGGCUCACGACUUCAACUGCCAAACUUCCUUCCGCCAGCGGCCCCUUCUUCCUUCCCAGACCGACCCCAGGGCUGCUGGGAUGGCUCCUGUUGCAACCAUGUUUUACAAAAAAGUAUAAAACAGAACAAAACACA